This is a messenger RNA of Neltuma alba, 978 nucleotides long. RefSeq names its product UPF0481 protein At3g47200-like. Bases 1 to 978 code for a protein of 325 amino acids. The record is from RefSeq and is a predicted model, not a curated record. The transcript has a single exon. NCBI's taxonomy places the organism in Eukaryota, Viridiplantae, Streptophyta, Magnoliopsida, Fabales, Fabaceae.
AUGGAAGAACACAAACUGAGGUUGCUAAAGGACUUUCUGUCACGAGCAAAGGUAAGCCUGCAUGACUGUGUCCAACUUUUGAAGGAGAAAGAAUUGUAUCUACGAAACUGUUAUGCAGACCCCAUUGAAUUUGACAGUGACAAGUUUAUUGAGAUCAUUCUGGUAGAUUCGGCUUUCAUUCUUGAACUAUUCUUCAGAAAUUUCUCAGAUAAUAACCCAUUGCAGGAUCAGUAUGAUCAUUUUUUUGGCGGCCCAUGGAAGCUUAUACGGUUCAUUAAAACUGACAUGCUUUUACUUGAAAAUCAAGUUCCUUUUUCCAUCAUCGAGGACCUUCUUUCAUUGACAAAAUCAGAUAUUAAUCCCACAAAGAACGGUGUUCGUCGCUCUGCAAUCAUGCUAACCUACCAGUUCUUCAAAAAGAAAUUGAAUCUGAGAGAUAUGGAUAGCUCUGAUAUUGAGGAAAAAGUGGGUGAACUGGAAAUACAACAUUUCGUUGAUUUUGCCAGAAUUUAUCGCGUGCCUCCAGUGCUUCCAUGCAAAAACAAAUUAAAGUGCGUGACUACACCUAGAGCAACAAAGUUACGUGAAGCUGGAGUGAAGUUCAAGGUGAAGAACAGUGGGAAUCCUUUUGAAAUCAAAUUCAGAGACGGGGUGUUAGAAAUCUCAAGGUUGAGAAUUAAAGAUGACACAGAGAUUCUUCUGAGGAAUCUGAUUGCAUACGAACGUUAUCACUUGCACGAUAAUUAUGUGAAUGACUUUGUGUUUAUCUUGGAUCGUCUGAUAGAGACAGCGGGUGACAUGGAGUUACUGAUGCAUUGUGGGAUUAUAGAGUCAAAGUUAUCAGGAACUCAAGAAGUGGCUUCUCUGAUGAAUAACCUUUGUCCAGGAGUCACCAUGGUGAGAAGAAGGUUCUACUUCUCAGAUCUUUGCGAGAAGGUGAAUGAUUAUUAUAGAGUGCCUUGCAUAAAUGGAGGCUAA